GCUAAUCCGAAAUGACAAAUAACUCCCCAUUAUUAAAAUUUGCAACAAGGUUUAAUAGUGGAUGGACUCCUGAUGCUUUAAUUGGCCGCCAUGGCUCCCGCCUGCGAUAGGACCGACGCCAUUGUCGUUCGUUGCAGAUGUGUUUCCAGAGAGAAUGGUGGUUUCCAUUGCGAGAAUCACUCGACUUCCAUUGACCAAACAUGUCCCCAAUGCGGCGCCAAAUGUGAUCCUUCUUCAUCAUCUUUAUAUUAUCUUCUUAGCUCUGAUUCGCGAUCCCAGAAAGAUCUGGAGAAGGUUUGGAGAUGCAUUUCCGCUGCUGCCAAGGGUUUUACCAUCGGAGCUGGUCUCAAAGGCGGUCUUGCUGCCUUCGCGAUCCUCGCUCGGCUGAGGAAGGGAACAUUCUCUGCCUCUGCAAGGAAGGUGGGAACGGUUUCGAAUCGCGAAGCGAUUAUUAUAGCCGUUAAGGAGACUCUUAGAUAUGGUCUCUUCCUCGGCACCUUUGCGGGUACAUUUGUUACUGUAGAUGAGUGUAUAGCUGCUUUGGGAGGACAUCGUAGGACCGCAAGAUGGAGGACACUGUUAGCAGGGGCGGUUGCUGGGCCUUCCUUACUUUUGACUGGACCAAACACACAGCAUGCAAGCUUGGCAAUUUACAUCCUUAUGCGAGCUGCCGUCCUAGCUUCUCGAUGUGGAAUGAAAAGUAAACGAUUUGGACGCAUUUGUAAACCUUUGACUUGGGCCCACGGGGACAUUUUCCUUAUGUGCCUCUCUUCUUCCCAAAUCCUGUCUGCUUACAUAUUGAAGCAAGACAGCCUGCCUUCAUCAUACAGAUCUUUUUUGAAUAAACAUGGUGGAAAGGAUUCUGUUAUUUUACAAGGAGUCAAAGAAAUCGCAAGCAACAUCCCCUUUACUAAUUUGAAGGGGAUAGAGAAGUAUUACAGAUCCCAGGGUGUGAACAUAAAAUUAGAUCCUAAAAUGAAAGUGCCAUGUUUGAUUGUACAUGGAAAUCAAUCUUGUGCUGCACAUGUUAUCUCUUUUCUUGUUCAAGCUUAUGGAAGAGCAUUGCCAGUCUAUCUUCCUGUAUAUUUCAUUCCUGCACUAAUAGUUCACCGUCAAGGCCUUCUGAAGAGUCCUUAUACAAUUUUGGGGAAGGGUCUCCUUGGCACAGCAAGAUCGAGCUUGUUCCUUUCUGUAUAUUGUACAUCAGCCUGGAUGUGGACGUGCUUGCUCUUCAGAAUUUUUAAGAGAUGCAACAUUCCAAUGGUGGUGAUGGGAACGUUUCCUCCAGGUCUGGCCUUGAGAAUUGAGAAGAAAAGCAGAAGGAUCGAAAUCUCUCUCUAUUGCUUUGCAAGAGCUAUUGAGAGCUUCUUCACAUGCAUGGCAGAUGCCGGUCUUUUGCCACCGGCGACUAAGCUGAAGAGAGCCGAUGUGGUUAUAUUCAGUUUGUCAACAGCCAUCAUCAUGCACUGUUACGCACAAGAAAGGGAAGUUUUCCGCUCCAAGUACUUGAAUGUUCUCGAUUGGGUGUUUGGCGUUCCUCCCGCCAUAUCUGAAACUCCACGUUGCAAAAACACUUGAUAUGGAUGAGCAAUGGCCCAAUGGGUGUUUUCAAGGGGGAGAUUUUGAUUCUUAUUUUUAACAUGACAAAAGAGUUCCUAUUUUUGUAAGUGGUUAAUCUUAUGCCAGUUUUAACACCAAUAAAUUGAAUACUGGCUCAAUUUUGGCUUUCAAAA
This is a messenger RNA of Nelumbo nucifera (sacred lotus), 1733 nucleotides long. The record is from RefSeq and is a predicted model, not a curated record. Lineage: Eukaryota; Viridiplantae; Streptophyta; Magnoliopsida; Proteales; Nelumbonaceae.